Harmonia axyridis is the source of this 2008-nucleotide messenger RNA. RefSeq names its product protein pygopus (gene pygo). Lineage: Eukaryota; Metazoa; Arthropoda; Insecta; Coleoptera; Coccinellidae. The transcript is spliced from 5 exons. Bases 286 to 1287 code for a protein of 333 amino acids. The record is from RefSeq and is a predicted model, not a curated record.
GUAUGUUAUGUGUUACUGUGGUUUUAAAAAUGGAGUAUAUUUACAGAAAGUAAAUAAAUUCUGAUAUGUUGUUGAAACAUAGGCUAUUCUGGUUAAAUAUAAGAUUGUAUCAUUCUCCAGAUUAACUUGUCUGGUUUGUUAAUCGAAAAUUGGUAAACAAACGUUUUUAUAUCGGAUGGUAAAGAUACACAAGAAGAGUUGUGAGUAGAAUGCAUUCAUGGCGAAAAUUUGGACAGAGUACUUAUAAUAUAUGAGAGCUCAUUGAGCUGAAAGAAUAUUGUGAAAAUGAGUCAUUUAUCUCCAUUCCGGUUAAAUCCGAAUCUCGGUGCUGAUUUGGGGGGUACAGCACCUAAUCCCAAGAAGAGAAGAAAAAACUCCCAAGUGCCCAUACAAUCUAGUCCAAAUGUACAAGAUCUCUUGCCACCGCCAUUAACUGGAUAUGGCGAUACUAUUGUUGCUUCAAAUCCAUUUGAUGAUUGCCCAAGCAAUGUUAAUUCCAUGGGUUCCGUGAGGAAUAAUCCUAACAUGGGUAUGCCCGGAAAUAUGUCUAUGGGUGUAAAUGCAAUGGGAAUGUGUAGGCCAAUGGGUCCUGGUAUGGGCAUGAAUUCUCCAAUGAUGCAUAGUCCAAACGCUCAUCAUGGUAUGAUGAAUAAUCAAGUAAUGAUGAAUAACCCUAGAAUGAACGGCCCUAUGGGUAACCACAUGGGACCUCAUAUGAUGCAUAGUCCCAAUGGCCCCAUGCAUGGAAUAUCUGGACCUAUGCAUAGUCCCAUUGGAAAUAUGAAUUCUGGAAUUCAAGGCCCUCAUAUGCCUGGAAACGGAAAUUCAAUGAGUGGUCCAGGUCCUAUUAACAAUGGACCUAUGAGUGGUCCUAUGAAUGGCCCGAUGAAUGGCAUGAAUACCAAUAUGGGAGGAGGUAUGCCAAUGAAUUCCCCGAAUGCACCAAUGGGUCCUUCAAUGAAUAAUAAUUUUAUGAUGAAUAAUAUGUAUUCAAAACCGAUGCCAGUGAGUGCUGGAAAGGUAUAUCCAGCAGAUCAACCAAUGGUUUUCAAUGCACAAAACCCCAAUGCUCCCCCAAUUUAUCCUUGUGGAGUCUGCCAUAAAGAAGUCCAUGACAAUGACCAAGCUAUACUUUGUGAAAGUGGCUGCAACUUCUGGUUCCACAGGGGAUGUACUGGACUAACGGAAACAGCUUAUUCUCUCCUGACUGCAGAAGUAUAUGCAGAAUGGGUCUGCGACAAAUGUCUGUCAUCGAAAACGAUCCCAUUGGUUAAAUUCAAACCAUAAACAAUAAAAUGAGCGGAUAAGUUGUACCCAAAGAUGGUAUUCAGAAGACUGACAGUGAUUUACAUCACAGCCACUGUUUCUUCAUAGUUGAAUCUCAGGUGGUCAUGUGUUUCCAAGCUUCGAUUGAUCUUCAUUCCAGAUUUUGGAUGUAUAAAUGACAUUAGAUAUAAAUAAUAACUGUAAAUUAAAUUAAAAAAACAAGAAUAAUUUUGGAAUUGUUGAUAUUGCCCUUAGAAAAUGUUAUCAGUUGAUUAAUGCAGAAUUGAACAUUCAAAGGACACAUGCAGUUUUGUGAGAAAGUAUUCCAUAGGUAAUAUUAUGGACCAACCAAAAAUUCAAUCCUUAAUUGGUAAAGUUGUUGAAUUAUAGUAGUUUUUUUUAUAUAAGUUUUCAGCAGGUCGACGCUAUAUUGAAGUUCUUUCAUUCCCAGAUUUGGGAUAUCGCUUAGUUAACAAGAUAUACUGAAAUGAAGAGCUGUGAAGCCUCUUUGUAAAGUUCUACAAAAAUGGCUAAGAAGUUGUGUUUUGUUGAAAUAUUGAAUUUCUCUCACAUGUAUUUUUAAGAUUAUCUUGUUAUACCAUUACUCUUGUAUAUAUAUAUAAAGAAAACUGUAUUUGGGAAUUAUAUACCGAUUUGUAAAUAAUAAUAAUAUGACUAUAAACAAUUUGAAAUAAGGUCAUGUAAUGAACUCUUUUAUGCUAAUUAAAUUAUAUAAGAUAUU